CGGUGCUAGUGAAGAUGAUAGUGCUCCUCGUCUUCGUGCUCCUCUUCGCUGAAUCUUUUGGAUCGUGUGUGGAUGAUGAGGUGAUUGGUAUCCAUCUCGGAACCACUUAUUCGUCGGUGGCCGUGUACAAGAAUGGUCAGGUCGAGAUGAUACCGAAUGACAGAGGCAGUAAGAUCACACCCUGAUGAUGGCAAGUGCUUGGUUGGAGAGGAGGCAAGGAACUUAGCCCCCUUCAACCCAGAGCGUACGGUGUUUGAUGUAAAGCUGCUCAUGGGAAGAAAAUUUGAUGAUGCUAUGGUUCAGAGCAGAAUUGAUUUCUUACCCUUCAAGGUUGUCAACAAAAAUGGAAAGGCUUGUGUUGAGUUGAAGAUAAGAGGUGCAACGCAUGUGUUUACCCCUGAAGAGAUUAGUGCUAGAAUAUUAAUUAAGAUGAAAGAAUCAGCUCAAUCUUAUUUGGGGAAGAAGAUUCAUUUCGCUGUCAUAGCCGUUCCAGCUCACUUUACCCAAUCCCAAAGGUUGGCUACAUUGGAUGCAGCCACCAUUGCAGGCCUCAAUGUGGCUCGGCUAAUCAAUGAGCCUACUGCUGCAGCUAUUGCCUUCAGUAUGGCAAAGAGAGGAGAAAGCAUUUUUGUAUUUGACAUGGGUGGCGGUUCAUAUCUUCUUAGCACGUUAACCACUAAUGAUGGCAUUGCUGAGUUAAAGCAUAGUGGAGGUACUCAAGUGCUUGGACACUUGGCGGAUAGGCUAAAUGAUCAUUUCAUCAGUUUGAUCAAGAGGAUAUACAAGAAGGAUGUAAAAAAAUCAAAGAAGCUUGUGAGGAAGCUUUUAAUGCAGUGUGAGCAGGCUCAAAAAGCCUUGAGAACCCAGCCCCAAGUGCAUUUGGACAUUAAAUCCAUUAUUGAUGACCUCCUAUUUGUUGAUGGCUCUCCUCUCAGCCUUGGCAUCGAUCAAAAUGGUAUAAUGGCAGCGUUUAUUCCAAAGAACACCCGUAUCCCGACAAAGAUGCUUAUGCUUGUUGAAUUUGACACAUGGAAGGAUGGCAAUAGGACUUUGGAGGUCUAUGCCGGUGCACGACCAUUGACAAAGGAUUGCAUUGCAAUUGGAGUGAUUCAUCUAAAACGUGUAACUACUAGACCAUCAUGGGAACCUCCCAAAGCAAGUGUUACAUUUAGAGUUGAUGCCAUUGGCAUCUUAAAUGUGAAAGUAAAGGCAGAGGACACCAUGGAAUCUGCCUCCAUAAUGAUUGACAUCAGGGCACAUUUCAGCUUGGAAAAGGUUGACAAGAUGGUGAAGGAGGCCCAGGAAUUCGCAGAAGAGGACGACAAAUUGUUGAGGAAUGCAGUUGCAAAGAAUGAAUUUCUCACCUACUUGUCACGAAAGCGGUGGCGUUGGUUUCAUCAGAAAAAGUACCGAGUUGAGAUGGACUCCAUUGACCAAAGGGUGAUUUUUACCACAAUAAAGGAGACUGUAGAAUGGUUAGUAGAUAAUGAAGAUGCAGAGGCAGAUGACUUUGAUGCCAAGAUGAAGGAAGUGAAAGAGGUACUGGAUCCAAUCAAGGUUCACUAUUCCCCUACAACUUCUAGUCAAUCCCAUAGUGAGUUGUAAUUCGUUUGAAGAUGGGAUCUAUAGAAUCAUAUGAGUAGGAUGUAUUUGAUUAAAAGAGUAUAGUGAGAACUAA
Messenger RNA from Rosa chinensis, 1678 nucleotides. RefSeq names its product endoplasmic reticulum chaperone BiP. The transcript is spliced from 6 exons. Lineage: Eukaryota; Viridiplantae; Streptophyta; Magnoliopsida; Rosales; Rosaceae. Gene Ontology annotation, molecular function: ATP binding; misfolded protein binding; ATP hydrolysis activity. Gene Ontology annotation, cellular component: cytoplasm; nucleus; membrane. The record is from RefSeq and is a predicted model, not a curated record. Gene Ontology annotation, biological process: cellular response to unfolded protein; protein refolding; endoplasmic reticulum unfolded protein response. The coding region runs from base 157 to 1605 and encodes 482 amino acids.